Messenger RNA from Aethina tumida (small hive beetle), 619 nucleotides. RefSeq names its product cuticle protein 8. The coding region runs from base 12 to 485 and encodes 157 amino acids. The record is from RefSeq and is a predicted model, not a curated record. Gene Ontology annotation, cellular component: extracellular matrix. Lineage: Eukaryota; Metazoa; Arthropoda; Insecta; Coleoptera; Nitidulidae. The transcript has 3 exons.
CCAAAACGAAAAUGUUCGCAAAGAUUGUAGCACUCGUUGCCAUUGUUGCUUACGUCCAGGCAGGCAUUAUUGCAGGAGGGCAUGGAGAUUUGGGGGGUCUGGGGGGUUAUUACUCCGCAGCCCCGAUAGCCAUCGCAGCUCCUGUCAUUAAGGCCGCCCCCAUCGCUGUUGCUGCCCCGGUUUACAAAACCACACAUGAUGUCGACUACUAUGCUUAUCCCAAAUACGAAUUCAACUAUGGAGUAGCCGACGCACACACAGGAGAUCACAAAUCCCAGCACGAAGUACGUGAUGGUGACGUGGUGAAGGGCUCUUACACCGUCGCCGAACCCGAUGGUACCCUCCGUACUGUCCAUUACACCGCCGACGACCACAACGGUUUCAACGCCGUCGUAGAAAGAACUGGACACGCCGUACACCCAGUGCCAAUUGUGCACAAGGCGGUGAUUGCUGCUCCUGUCGCCCUUGGACACGGUUACCAUUGAUGAUCUCCUGGACUAAUUUAGCUGUUGCUCAUUUGUACAUACCUCAUUCCUAUUUUAUUGUAACGUUUUAGCUCCCUUGCAUCAUGAUAUAUGCCAUAUUUAUUUUUUAUUAAAUAAAAUAUAUUUUAUCUUCA